AGCGGUUGCCCCCUGCUGGUCAGAAUUGAGUACUUCAGCGCCAGGAGAGGAAAUUUCCUAGGGGCGUGGUAGCUGGUGGAUGACGUAGAAACUCGGCGUCCAGAGAGAGGCGGUUAUUGACUGCGUAAGCAAGUGCGCGCCGUGGGAAACCUGACCAGCCGCAUGGCUGCGGGUUGCUCAGCGUCUCCGCGGCCGAAGGCGGCCUCAGAAGGGCCGGUGGUGGGACCGGCCGGCGUCUUGCCUUGCCUAGAAUUGCCUACCUACGCGGCCGCCUGUGCGCUCGUGAAUAGCCGCUACUCCUGCCUGGUGGCGGGGCCGCACCGAAGACACAUCGCACUGUCGCCGCGCUACCUUAACAGGAAACGCACCGGUAUCCGAGAACAGCUCGAUGCCGAGCUCCUGCGCUAUUCCGAGAGCCUUUUAGGUGUACCCAUUGCUUAUGAUAACAUCAAAGUAGUGGGUGAAUUAGGAGAUAUUUAUGAUGAUCAGGGACACAUUCAUCUUAACAUUGAAGCAGAUUUUGUUAUUUUCUGCCCUGAACCAGGGCAAAAACUUAUGGGUACAGUUAAUAAAGUGUCUUCCAGCCACAUUGGCUGUUUAGUACAUGGGUGCUUCAAUGCCUCCAUUCCUAAACCUGAGCAGAUGCCAGCCGAGCAGUGGCAGACUCUGGAGAUAAACAUGGGUGAUGAACUAGAAUUUGAAGUAUUUCGUUUAGACUCAGAUGCUGCUGGAGUAUUCUGCAUUCGGGGAAAACUGAAUAUCACUAGUUUACAAACCAAGUGCUCUGCAGUUUCUGAAGAAGUAACAGAAACUGGCACUGAGGAAGCUACUGAAAAACCUCAAAAGAAGAAAAAGAAAAAGAAGAAAGACCCAGAGCCAUAUGAAGUGGAAAGUGGUAUCACAGAGCUAGCAGAUUUUGCAGAUGUUACCAUGAAGGAAGAGGCAGAUCUGCAGAUUAAUAACAAUGUGAAUGGCCUCUGGAAGGAAGAGCCAAAGAAGAAGAAAAAGCACCAGGACCCUGUUUUCCAAGGCAGUGACUCCAGUGGUUACCAAAGUGACCAUAAAAAGAAAAAAAAGAAAAGCAAGCACAGUGAGGAGGCUGAAUUUGCACCACUUUUGGAACAUGCACCAAAAAAGAAAAGGGAAAAGUAAUUUUCUUUAGUGCAUUUUAAAUAUGAUUUGUUUUUUUAAAAAUUGAUUUACACAAAACAGAUGACUAAAGUUUGAACUAUGAAAUGUUUUGUAUUCCAGUACUUUGCAAAACAGGGAACAUUUGAUGAGGAGUUGAGUUUUUGGUGCUAAAAUUACAAAACAGAUAAAUUUGGGAAAUGCCAGUGUUAUUAAAGUGCUAUUUUACUAUAGACAGAAUAGAAAGGUAAGAGCUGCCCUCAAUCUCAACUCCUUCAUUCUUCCAGUGUAUACAUUCUAAAUAAAAUGAUUUCUACAGUCUGCAAAAGGACUUUUAAAAUACUGUUAUUUCAUAUCAUACAGAAUGAGAUUUGAGCUUGGGCUUUAGAAUUUUUUUUGUUACAGGUUUCACAUUUAGUCAUGAUAUUACAUGACAUGCUAUUUUGCUUUGUUUAAAUUACCAGUUUUAGGAUUUCUUUUAUCAUGGCUACUACAGUAUUUCUACUGUUUAACUUAGAAUGGUUUGCCAAAGGAGUUUCUGAAGUUUCCAGAGCUCUUAAGAACCUUGCCACUACUGACUGUGUGGUAGGAAACAAUAUUCACUAUUCUUUUCUACUAGGUGCAUGCAUGUUGUUUUCCUUUCUCUCUCAGUCUAAGAGGUUGAUGGAGAGGCUGUUUUCUGACACUUGUUCAUUUGUGCCUCAACCAUUCUGCUUUUGUUGUGUGUUGGAGAGGAGGAGAGUGUGCUGAAGACAGGAAAAAUGUGAUUCUGACUAGUGGGGAACUUCCCUACUUUUAAUAUUUGAGUUAAGCUACUAGAAAUUAUUAUGAAGAGAAAACAGCUAUUCACUGCUUUCACUGAGAAAAUGUGGAAUAUGUCUUAACUAACUAUUGGAAAACAAACAGUGAAGAAUGAAAUGACAAGCUGGUUGAGCCUGAUAAUGAGUGCAAGGUUGUGUUCGUUCAGGUAACAGGUAUUUGAUGAUCUGUGUGUAAAACACAUUCUACUGAGGUCCAGGGGUAUAAUGGCAAACAAGGUAGAAAUAAUUCCUUCCCUCAUGGAAUGUCGUAGGAAAAACAGAUGCACAUACACAAUAUAAGUAAGAAAUGCAGAAAAUUACUAAUUGUGGUAAGUGCUGCAGAGAAAAAGAAGAUUGUCUACUCACUGUUAGUUGUGAUCAUGGCAGCCAUUUUCAUUGCCAUUUAUCUAGUAUCAGACAUAGUAGUACUGGUCUUACAUUGUUUAAUGUUUGUUAAUGUAUGGGUUCCCAAAGUAGUAGAUGCAAUCUGUAAUGAUAGAAUAUAGAAUUUGGAGAGUGGCAGUCAUUCACAAUGUUUGUCUACAAGCACAUGUGCCAGACAGUGGAAAUGUGCAGGCCAGUAUCUUUCCUUAUCAUUAGGUUCACGUGGGUAUUUAGCCCUCAAAAUGUAGCUAGUCCAAAUAGAGAUGAGGUAUCAGUAUAAAAUACACAUCAGAUGUUGAAGAUGUACAGAACACGUAAAAUAUCUCAAUUUUGUAUAUUGGUAGAUUAUAAUAUUUUGGUACAGUGGGGUAAAUAAAAUGUUACAAUUAAAUCAGCUUUUUUCAUUUUUUUUUUUUAAAGAUUAAAAAUUGCAUCUGAGGGGCCCACAUUAUCUUUGUUUUGGACAGCACUGGUUUAAAGGAAGGAUGAUUUGAAAAAGAUUUAAAACAAGCUAUACCAUAUUCUCAAGAGUUUAAUGUAGUACCAUACCCAGAAAAUGUCGUAUAAAUACUUCCUUUAAAUUUAAAUACAUAAUUAUAAUGUCUGACCUAAUGUGAAAAAUUAAUGUUUAGUGAAACAAUUCUAAAUCCCUUCUGGUAAAUACUAAGGAAGCUGUUAAAUUGAUGCUAUUCAUGGAAAAAUACUUUGUGGCUUAGCAAAAUAAAUUCCCACAUAUUUAUUGUAUUUUGCUUCAGUUGCUGCUUCUGUUAAUCAAUGUUGUAUUUUAAAAUAAUUUGCAUCUUUGAAGAAAAGCGUAUGCUGAACUUGAAACUAGAUUUAUUCAUGGUUUUUCACAAUGUCAGUAGCUUUGAAAAGGCAGAGCUGGUCAUUUGCCUUGCCUAGAAUAAAGUGACAAUGACAGUUGCUUUUAUCUGAUACAGAAACCUCUGAUGAUGGUAUCUUCCAUAUAUACUUCAAAACACUUCUCACAUGCUACAUUAAUCUAGGUUUUUCCUUUUUAUCUUGGAAUUUGCUCAUUAAAAUCCUCUAGCCUAGACUAGACCCCUUAUCCUCUCUUCAGUUCCUAUUAAUCAUUAAUCACUGGGAAUAAACAGAAGUUUGAAACGUUUUCAGGGCUCUGGUCACCACACCACCAAUCACACCCUCUAUCAAUCAAGGGGAUAACGGCCAGCACAUACUGAGGAAAAAUGUGGCAGGCAUCCAUACUGAAAACAGCCCUCCAAAAAUAUUAGACUCAUACAGGCUACACAGGGAUGCUCCCACAUAAAAACAACCCUUCACAGUAGGUAAGUUUCUCCUAAAUUCACAGAGAAAUAUAAGUAAAAUGAAGAAGCAGAGGAGCCAGUCCCAAUAAAAGAACAAGAGAAAGCCCCUGAAAGAAAUAAUAAUGAAACAGACCUCUCCAGUCUACCAGAUCGUGAAUUUAAAAAGGAGGUAAUAAAAAUACUGAAGAAAUUAAAGGCUAUCAAUAGAAAUGCACUAGAACUAGAAACUGUAAAGAGGAGCCCAUUAAAAUUAGAAAACUCAUUUGCCAAGAUGAAAGCUGAGCUAAAGGCAAUUAAUAGCAAACUAAAUAAUGCAGAAGAAUUAAUACGUGAUCUAAAAGAUAUAAUAAUGGAAAUCAAUCAGAACAGCAGACAAAUAAAAAAAAAUGAAAGCAAUAUAUGAGGUCUAUGGGAUAAUAUAAAGUCGGCCAAUCUACACAUAAUUGGCAUGCCAGAAGGAGAAGGAAGAGAAACAGGAAUGGAAAAUGUAUUUGAAGAAAUUAGCUGAAAACUUCUCACAGUUAAAGAGAUACCCAGGUACAGGAAGCACAGAGGGUCUCAAACAAGAUGAACCCAAACAGACCUACACCAAGACAUAUAAUUAAAAUGGCAAAAGUUAAGAUUCUAAAGGCAGCAAGAGAAAAAGAGCUAGUUAAAAGGGAACCACCUUAAGGCUAUCAGCUAGUUUCUCUACAGAAACAUUGCAAGUCAGAAGGGAGUCUCAAGAUACAUUCAAAGUCCUGAAAAGGAAAAACCUGCCAUCUAGGAUACUCUACUCAGCAAGAUUAUAAUUUAAAAUAGAGAUAAAGAAUUUCUCAGACAAGCAAAUUUUAAAAAAUAAAGCAAUACUAAACUUAUCCUGAAAGAAACAUUGAAAGGUCUUCUCUAAAUAGAAAAGAAGCAAAAAUCUACAGGAAAGAAAUCACAAUUGUAAAUUACUUAAGACAGUACAUAGAUUUUUUAAAAAUUUGUGAAAGUGAAAAUACAAUGAAUAGCAAAAGGAUAAACAAAAAUGUAAAGAGGACAGAAAAAUCGUAAAAUAUGGGGAAGGGGAGUAAGACAAUGUAGUUUUUGGGGGUCUUUUUUAGAAUAUGUUUGAUCCUAUAUGAUUACAAGUCUAAAGCAAGUAGAUACAUUAAUGGGUUAGCAUACAAGAAAAGCUGGGUAACCACAGAUCAAAAACAUACAGUAGAUUCACAAAAACCAAAAAGGAGAGAACUCAGGCAUAAUAUUAAAAAAAGCCAUCAAACCACAAAAGGAAAAACAAAAAGGAAGAAAGAAGAAAUACAAAAUGAACUGGAAAACUAGGUUUAAAAUGGCAAUAAAUUCAUGUCUAUAAAUAACUACCUUAAAUGUCAAUAGAGUAAAUGCUCCAAGCAAAAGACAGAGUGGCAGAUUAGAUGAUAAAAGAAGAGCAUACAAUAUGCUGCCUACAAGAGACCCACAUUAGGGCAAAGGACACACACAAACUGAAAGAGAGGGGAUGGAAAAAGAUACUUCAUGCAAAUGGAAAUGAAAGCAGUGGUAGCAACAAUCAUAUCAGACAAAAUAGACUUUAAAACAAAGGCUACAAAGAAAGAUAAAGAAAGGACACUAGAGGGCUUCCCUGGUGGUGCAGUGGUUGAGUGUCCACCUGCCAAUGCAGGGGAUAUGGGUUCAUGCCCUGAUACGGGAAGAUCCCACAUGCCACGGAGCGGCUGGGCACAUGAGUCGUGGCCGCUGGGCCUGCGCAUCCAGAGCCUGUGCUCCGCAAAGGGAGAGGCCACAACGGUGAGAGGCUUGCGUACCGCAAAAAAAAAAAAAAAAAAAAAAAAUCAUAAACCACAGUCAAGUUGGAUUCAUCCCAGGGUCAUAAGGAAUGGUUCAACAUACACAAGUCAAUCAAUGUGAUACAAAAGAAAACAUCAACAAAAGAAAAGAUAAAAACCAUGUGAUGAUAUCAAUAGAUGUAAGAAAAGCGUUCGAUAAAAUUCAACAUCCAUUCGUGUUAAAAGCUUAUCAAAGUGGGUAGAGAGGGAACAUAUCUCAACAUCAUAAAACCUAUUUAUGACAAACCCACAGCCAGCGUAAUACACACAGUGAAAAGCUUAAAGCCAUCCCACUAAAAUCUGGAACAAGACAAGGAUGCCCAGUCUCACCACUUUUCAGCAUAGUAUUGGAAGUCCUAGCUAUAACAAUCAGACAAGGAAAAGAAAUGAAAGGUAUCCAAAUAGGAGGGGAAGAGGUAAAAUUGUCAUUAUAUGCAGAUGAAAUGAUACACUAUGUAGAAAAUUCUACACUCCACACAAAAACUACUAGAACUGAUAAAUUCAGCAAAGUAGCAGGAUACAAGAAUAACAUACAGAAAUCUGUUGCCUUUUUUUUUACACUAAUGAUGAAAUGUCAGAAAGGGAAAUUUUUUUUUUAAAUGUCUCUUAAAAUUGCAUCAAGAAAAUAAAAAACUUUAGAACAAACCUGACCAAGGAGGUAAAAGACAUAUUAUAUAUGCUCAGAACUAUAAAACACUGAUAAAGAAAAUUUUAGGUCAUUUAAAGAAAUGGCAAGAAUAUCUCAUGCUCUUGGAUUGGAAGAAUUAAUGUUGUUAAAACAGCCACGCUACCCAAAGCAAUCUACAAACUUAAUGUGAUCCUUAUCAAAUUACCCAUGACAUUUUUCACAAAACUGGAAUAACCCUAAAAUUUGUAUGGACCCAUAAAAGACUCAGGAUUGCCAAAGCAAUCCUGAGGAAAAAGAACAAAGCUGGAUGCAUAACCCUCCAAACUUCAGACAUACUACAAAGCUACAGUAAUCAAAAGAGCAUGAUAUUGGCACAGAAACAGACAUAUGGAUCAAUGGAAAGAUUAGAGAGCCCAGAAAUAAAAUCACACACCUAUGGUCACCUAAUCUAAGACAAAGUGGGCAAGAAUAUAUAAUGGAGAAGAUUGUCUCUUCAGCAAUCAGUGUUUGGGAAAGCUGGACAGCUGUAUGUCAAUCAAUGAAGUUAAAAUACUCCCUCACUCCUACACAAAAAUAAAGUCAAAAUGGUUUAAAGACUCAAAUACAAGACUUGACACUAGAUGACAACAUUGGCAAAACAUUCUCUGACAUAAAUUGUAGCAAUGUUUUCUUAGGUCAGUAUCUGAAGGCAAUAGAAAUAAAAGCAAAAAUAAACAAAUGGGACCUAAUCAAACCUAUAAGCUUUUUGCACAGCAAAGGAAAACAUAAAGAAAAUGAAAAGACAACUGACAGACUGGGAGGAAAUAUUUGCAAAUGAUGUGACUGACAAGGGACUAAUUUCCAAUCUAUACAAAGAGCUCAUACAGCUCAACAUAAAAAAAACCCAAACAGGGACUUCCCUGGUGGCACAAUGGUUAAGAAUCUGCCUGCCAAUGUAGGGGACACAGGUUCGAUCCUGGUCCAGGAAGAUCCUACAUGCCGCGGAGCAGCUAAGCCCGUGCGCCACAACUACUGAAGCCCACGCACCACAACUACUGAGCACACAUGCCGCAACUACUGAAGCCCACAUGCUCUAGGGUCCAUAACUGCUGAGCCCAUGUGCUGCAACUACCAAAGCCUGAAGCCUACCGAAGCUCUAGUGCCUAGAACCUGUGCUCUGCAACAAGAGAAACCACUGCAAUGAGAAGCCCACAGGCCGUAACUAGAGAAAGCCCGGGAGCAGCAACAAAGACCCAAUGCAGCUGCCGUAACUAGAGAAAGCCAGUGAGCAGCAACAAAGACCCAAUGCAGCUGUAAAUAAAUAAAUAAAUUUAAUCACUAAAACAAACAACGCAAUCAAAAAAUGGGGCAGAAGACCUAAAAGACAUUUCUCCAAAGAAGACAUACAGAUGACCAACAGGCCCAUGAAAAGAUGCUCAACAUCACCAUUAGAGAAAUGCAAAUGAAAACCACAGUGAAGUAUCACCUCACAAAGGUCAGAAUGGCCAUCGUUAUAAAGUCUACAAAUAAUAAAUGCUGGAGAGGGUGUGGAGAGAAGGGAACCCUCCUACACUGUUGGUGGGAAUGUAAAUUGAUACAGCCACUAUGGAGAACAGUAUGGAGGUUCCAUAAAAAACUAAAACUAGAACUGCCAUAUGAUCCAGCAAUCCCAUUCUUGGGCAUAUAUCUGGAGAAAACCAUAAUUCAAAAAGAUACAUGCACCCCAGUGUUCACUGCAGCACUAUUUACAAUAGCCAAGGCAUGGAAGCAACCUAAGUAUCCAUCGAUAGAUGAAUGGAUAAAGAGGAUGUGGUACAUAUACAUAAUGGGAUACUACUCAGCAAUAAAAAGAAUGCAAUAAUGCCAUUUGCAUCAACAUGGAAGGACUUAGAGAUUAUCAUAAGUGAAGUAAGUCAGACAGAGGAAAACACAUAUAUCACUUAUAUGUGGAAUCUAAAAUACAAUACAAAUGAAAUUACUUACAAAGCAGAAACAGACUUAUAGACAUAGAAAACAAACAUGGUUACCAAAGGGGAAGGAGGGGAGGGAUAAAUUAGGAGUUUGGGAUUAGCAGAUACAAACUACUAUAUUAAAUAAACAAGGUCCUACUGUAUAGCACAGGGAACUACAUUCAAUAUCUUAAACUAUAAUGGGAAAGAAUAUGUAAAAGAAUAUAUCUAUCUGAAUACAUAUAUAUAUAUAUAUAUAUAUAUAUAUCUGAAUCACUUUGCUGUACACCAGAAGCUAACCCAACACUGUAAAUCUACUAUACUUCAGUUAAAAUUUUUUUUAGCAAAAGUUAAGUGUUGGUGAGAAUGUGGAGAAAUUUUACCAAUGGGAAUGUAAAAUGGUAUAGCCAGAGCUCCUCAAAAAGUUAAACAUAGUUACCAUAAGUCCCAGCAAUUCCACUCUUAGAUAUUGAAUACAUACCCAAGAAAAGUGAAAACAUAUGUCCAUACAAAAAAUGUACGUGAAUGCUAAUAGCAAUGUUCACAAUAGCCAAAAAGUGGAGACCACCCAAACGUCUAUGGACUGAUGAGUUGUGUAUGCAUACAAUGAAAUAUUACUCAGCCAUGGAAAGGAAUGAUGUACUGAUUCAUGCUACAACAUGGAUGAACCUUAAAAACAUGCUAAGAGAAAGAAGCCAGACACAAAAGACUACAUGUUGUAUGGUUCCAUUUACACAAAAUGUUCCCAAUAGGCAAAUCCAUAGAGACAGAAAAGCAACUUAGUGGUUGCCAGGGAGUGGGAAGAGGAAGGAAUUGGAACUGAUAGCUAAUGGGUGCAAAAUUUCUUUUUUGGGGUGAUAGAAAUGUUUUAGACCAGGUCAUGGUUACACAAAAUCUGAACAUACAAAAAAACUUAUUUUUUAAGUGAUGAAUUUAGUUAUGUGAAUUUCAUCUCUAAAAUGUUUUUAAAUAAAAUAAACACUAAAAAAAAAAAAGCUCAGAUAUUUGGUCUAAACUGUUUUAUCUCUCAGACCUUUGCCUUGGCAACAGUAAAUAACUUCUUGGUAUUGUUUUGUCUACUUCUUUCAAAUAAAUAUUUAGUACACUGGAUCAUCUUAAAGCCCAGUUGCCUUUCCUCAGACAUUAGACUGAUAAACUUGUUCCUACUUAUGUUAAUUUGGUAACUUGCCCUGAACUUAUUUGCAAGUUUCUGUAAGGCAAAAAUUUAGUAAAUUACAAAAUGCAGUAAUUAAGAAUAGAAGCAAAAUCAGCAAAUAUAUAUAUGUGCAACCAGGAUUUCAAUAGCAAAUAAGCUGCAGUCUCAGCAGUUUUAAGUAAUUAGUUCCACAUUUAUUGGACAUAAUUAGAAAAUGCUCUGGUACUUGUUGACUCAAGGAGAAACCAGGACAAAUGAAAUGCCAAUGCUUGCCUUAGUAAAGAGAGAUACAAGGUAAUACAUCCAUUAAAAAGGACCAUAAUUUAGAAUUUAAAAUUAGAAUAUUAGUAAAUAUAAUGAUCUACAAAUUUAUGAGAUUAUGAUCAGGAAAGGAAAGAAAUUUAAAUACCAUGUGUCUAAUACAUGAAAGAAGUCCCUGCUAAUCCUUCGUCCCACCAUAUUAUGUUACAGUCUAAUGUCUUUCAGAUUUCGUUGUCUGUAGCCCAGAUCACCAAUUAAGGAAGAUUCUUAUAUCAAAAAACAUAUUUUGUGUGAGUAUUCAUGCAUAUGUGCAAGGAAGCCUGAAAGAAUACUAAUCCUCCAAAAUGAAUGAUUAUAUAAAAAUAUUUCAAUACCUCAUGUUCUAAGAUAUUUAUACCCACUUUUUAUUCAUUGCUUUUAAAUAACCUUUGCAUAUUAAAUGACAGUGUUUUAACCUCAUGAGGGUUGAGUAAAGCAAACUUGAACCUGAAUCAGUUCCUGAUUCUUAUCUAUUUGUUACUUUGAACAAUUUCACUUACUUCCCUAGGGUGUGGUCCUUUACCUGUAAAAUAGGAACACUGAAUUGGGAGCUAGAUGAUCUAUAGGUUCCUUUCAGUUAUAACGUCCUGAAUGACACUGAUAAUGCUGUCUUUGUAAAUAGUUUAUGUACUUGAAAUCUCAUCUACUUACUUGCAUCUAUUAAGAACUAUAAAGAGUCUGAGAUUUUAACCUAUUUGCAAGCUAACAAGUUAGUCUGCCACAGUCUCAUGGAUGCUGACAUAAGACGUCAGAGACACAGGGAUUUUAUUACUCAUGGCACAUCCAGAAGCAUAAUAUUAUAAAUGGAAUGGAUAAAUGACAAGGUCCUACUGUACAGCACAGAGAACUAUAUUCAGUAUCCUAUGAUACACCAUAAUAGAAAAGGAUAUAUAAAAAAGAAAUAUGCAUAUAUGUGUAACUGAAUCACUUUGCUGUACAGCAGAAAUUGACACAACAUUGUAAAUCAACUAUACUUCAAUAACGAAUAAAAUUUUUUUAAAAAGCUGCAUGAGCUUCUUGUUCG
Messenger RNA from Globicephala melas (long-finned pilot whale), 10442 nucleotides. RefSeq names its product RNA polymerase I subunit F (gene POLR1F). The record is from RefSeq and is a predicted model, not a curated record. Lineage: Eukaryota; Metazoa; Chordata; Mammalia; Artiodactyla; Delphinidae. Gene Ontology annotation, biological process: DNA-templated transcription; DNA-templated transcription initiation. Gene Ontology annotation, cellular component: RNA polymerase I complex.